Haliotis rufescens (red abalone) is the source of this 4347-nucleotide messenger RNA. RefSeq names its product dnaJ homolog subfamily B member 14-like. Lineage: Eukaryota; Metazoa; Mollusca; Gastropoda; Lepetellida; Haliotidae. Gene Ontology annotation, molecular function: Hsp70 protein binding. The transcript has 9 exons. Gene Ontology annotation, biological process: cellular response to misfolded protein. The record is from RefSeq and is a predicted model, not a curated record. The coding region runs from base 7 to 1104 and encodes 365 amino acids. Gene Ontology annotation, cellular component: endoplasmic reticulum membrane.
UCCAAGAUGGACGGGAAUAAGGAUGAAAGUAUACGGUGUGUCAACAUCGCACAAAAAUACAUCGCUGUUGGUGAAAAUGAGAAAGCUAUUAAAUUUCUGAACAAAGCCUUACGACUCUACCCACUUGAAAAAGCUAAAGUUCUGCUAAAUGAUUUACAAAACAAUGAUGGGAGUAGAGGGGGAGAACCCCCACCAAAGAAUGCAGAGGGCAUGCGUCAGAGACCAAGGGGUGGUUCUGAUCAGAAGGAAAAGGUAGAAAACAAAGAAAAUGAACCAGCUGACUACACACAAGAACAGCUCCAGCUAGUCAAAAGGAUAAAGAAAUGCAAGGACUACUACGAGAUCCUGGGAGUGAGUAAGGAGGCCACUGAGACAGAUCUGAAGAAAGCUUACAGAAAGCUGGCUUUGCAGAUGCACCCAGACAAAAACAAGGCCCCUGGAGCCACAGAAGCUUUCAAGGCCAUUGGCAAUGCAUUUAGUGUACUGAGUGACCCAUCUAAGAGGAAGAAGUAUGAUGUGUACGGUCCUGAAACAGACACCUCGCACAGCCACGCACACUCGGACUACUCACAUGGCGGCUACGAAGGUGACAUAUCACCCGAGGAGCUCUUCAACAUGUUCUUUGGCGGGGGAUUUCCUUCAUCAGGCACCACACACUACCGGCGGAAUCGACACGCACACCACACACACAACUUCUAUUCAAGGGACACACAGUCAGAGAGUGGCUACACCCUGUUCCUGCAACUGACGCCCAUCUUGUUGCUCAUCUUCCUCUCUAUCCUCAGCAGCUUCUUCGUCAGUGACCCUGUGUUCAGCAUGCACCGGACAGAUAAAUAUUCUGUAGAACGGAAAACAUACAAUCUAAAAAUCCCUUAUUAUGUAAAAGAGGAUUUCCGACCAGAAUAUAAAGGUGAGAUGCGUCGGAUAGAGAGAAAUGUGGAGGAAGAAUACAUAGGGCAACUACGAGGAAACUGUUGGCGGGAGCGGAGUUAUAAGGAAAAUCUGUUAUGGAAAGCACGUAAUUACGGAGAUGCCAAGUUGUAUCAGCGUGCCCAGGACUACCAGACCCCAUCUUGUGAUCAGCUUCAGAGGCUGUACUCUUGAUUGUGAGACAACCGGAUAGGAACCCCCGACAUCUCAACCUGGCAGGGUCAGCCUCCAACAUGGGGGCACACAUUGCCAUCCCUCAACACACAUCUAUGCUAUUAACGUUGCCAUGAACUUCAGGUGGAAUAUCGUGUGAGAUGACAGUUGCCUGUUGACAGUGAAAUGCCAAUACCUGCACUUUGCAGGCAUGAAUCUGUAUUUCCUCUCUCAUGAGGAUAUUGAGGUACUUGUUGGCCUGAUCUUCAUUCAAAUUUCUUCAAUUUUUAAGUUACGUAAGUAGACCUAUUUCGACUGUAAGUUUUGUUAAACAUCCUGAGUUGAUUUGUGGUGUUGCCGCAAUUGUAAAGAUUGUGGUGACAUGUAUUUAGUGCCUUUCUCCGGGAGGCACCAUCUUGUGUCAGUGGCCAGUGGAUAUUGUGUAGAUAGAGGGACUCCAACUUGGGUCAUCAUGUGGCAAGACAGUGAUUUAUCUGGACCUGUUUUGAGGCUGAUAUUCAGCCUAUGUCUGAAGCUAAUGUCAGUCAGAUGACAGUGUGACAGCUGGGUUCAACAGGAUGUUAUGCUGAAUCGAACAUUAGGGCAUUAAUGUAAUGUUAAAAAUACCCCUGAAAUUGAGAAAGUACAACCUUUAAAUAAUUCACAUUUUCUAACAGAAUUUCCGUUUUUCCCAAAUUUGCCCGCAAAGGUACUUCAUUUGGAAUUGUCUAUAGUCUAUUGCAUCACCGUCUAUGAAAGGCUUUGUUUAUACCGGCAGAUAGAUAAAGCUUAUGACUGUUAUUAGCAUAUUAUUCUUGGGUGCACACAAUACUCCAGAAAAAAACAUACUUGGAAAAAUACACAUCUCAAUACCCGUGUUAAACACAAAUUCAGGACACCAACUAUGGUUUACAUCCACCUUUUCCUCAUCUCACUUUGACAAGUUGUUUGUGUAAAAUAUCUAGAUGUAGGGAGAAAACAGGUCAGUCUUUUGGAUGUUCCUGAUUCUCAAGACUAGUGACCAUGUCUAAUCCUGACAUUCACUUAAUUGUUUGUUAUUGUUUUCUUUCAUGAAAUGGUUUGACAAUGGCAUGGUGGUGCUGCAAAGCAAGAAGACUUACAUGAGAAAUAUGCAUGACAACCCAGCUGUUUUUAAUUAAUUGUUGGAUUCAGUCACUUCAUCCAUUAAAGGGGCGGUCGGGUAGCCUAGUGGUUAAAGCGUUGGCUCGUCUCGCUGAAAACACGGGUUCGAUUCCCGACAUGGUUACAAUGUGUGAAGCCUAUUUCUGGUGUCUCCCGUCGUGAUAUUGCUGGAAUAUUGCUAAAAGCGGUGUUAAACCAUACUCACUCACUCAUCCAUUAAAAGUUAUAAACAACAGUGGGAGAGUCCAAGCCUUCAUUAUCCUUGUCCUACUACAGGUUGUCAGGAAGCAGUUGUUACAUCAGGGUCUCCUGAUUUUUUAUUGGUUUUAAUUUUAAAUGACACCUUUCUAUUAAGAUGUUGUUUGUACAAUUAGAAUGACAUCGUGAUUUAUCCGUCAUUGCUUCCUCAUCCCUGUUGUGUGAGAGACGGGCCCUACAAGGGGGCGAUGGCAGUGGUCAUGGUGAUACCUCAUUCUCCACUCUGUCCUGCCAGGUUGGGCCACCCUGAACAGGCCAAAACAAGUUAUAACCAACUUUUGAUGUCUUGAAUCACACUUGGAGUAAAUUGAUAAUGUGAACUAGGUCAUAUUUGUGCCACUGAUAUUCUUGGCUGCCAUCUGUUCAAAGUAAUUGGGAAAGAUGUUAAGCUUGAUCUUAGAUUUUAAAAACUUACAAAUCUACUGAAUGAAGAUACCAGCUCCUCAAUCACUAUGGUGCAUUUCAAUAGGAACUGCAGUUUUAACUGUCUAAGGUCAGUGUGGUUUUAGAAUUGUAAAAUAUGAAGAAAAAAAUCAUUUUUAUAAGAUUUUGAGGGAAACUGCAGGCGUUUUUGUGGCACCCACAUCAUUUGUUGGGGAGGUAGUCAUGAGAUGGUACUAGUAUUCCCCAAUGUCACAUUUGGUUGAGAUAGUUGUUACUCCGAUGACAUAAAUGGCUAUGACGCCUCAAGCACGGAGUGGAACGCCCAAUUACUUUCAUGAUUUGUAAGCAUGAAACCAAAUCUUGGCAAAUUCUUAGCUUGCUUUGGCCUGGUGUUUUUAUUUAUCUUGAUGUAUAUACAAUACAUGUUUAUUAUGUAAAUACUAUCAAGAAUGUACAGGUUAGAUUGUACAUGUAAAUGUUGUGUUAAACGACACAAUUUUAUGGCAUCACUUCAUUUCAAUCGAUUUUCUAUCAACAGCACAAUACGUGUCACUUAUUUCUUUACUGUGAGGGUGAAAAAGAAUUGACUUAUAUUCAAGCUUGUAUGUGUACUGAUUAUUUGUAUUAGACAUCUGUAAAUAGAUUCAUUUUAUAUAGAGUGAUGAAAACUGUCCAUGAGAUGGUGGAUCACGGGGAUCAUUACUCUGUCCAUGUGAAUGUUUGUGUGACUGUGUUUCCUGUGUGGGAGUCAGGCAAUAAUAUAUGUAUAUGUAGACCAGAUGCUGCUUUUGAAUUCUUGUUUAUUUAUUCAAGCUGUAAAAUGUAUUUUUCAUCAAUAACCAGAUAUGUUUUCUUAUUUCCUAGAUCUUAAGUAUUUUGAUAAAGGUUGAACAAAAAAGACCCCCAAAAUACAUUUUGUGAAUUUUGUCGCCCAAAAACAUUUUGGAAAUGUUCACUGAACAGAAAUGUGAAAAAACAAGAAUUAACAUGAUGUACUUUGAUUUUUGUUAGUCGUAUUAAUCAUUCUGGUGUUGAUGAUGACUCAAUGUGUCAUUAAAAACUGAUCUUUCACUGUGUUAUGAUACCUCUCUGCAUGAAGAUUGGACAAACCCUCCACAGAAACUGACAUCAGGUGAACUUUGUAAUCAGCCAAUCACCAUUGAGGCUUCUAAAUUCUUGGUGAGGGAACAAAGCUUUCAGACCAGGAUAUAUGAUUUUUGUAUCUUGAAAAUGAACUUAAAUGAUCAGUUCUAAAUGCAACUAAUUAAGUCAACUGUCAUUUCUGACCACCAUGACAUCUACACCCAAAAGGGAGUACUAUUGACAGAAUAUUUGUGUUCUAUGUGGUUUUGAUCGAAAUUUCCAAAUUGAGGUGGUUAAGAUAUGAAGCCAAAUGAUUUUAUAUAGCUGGCUUCAGAUCAGCUCAAGAUUCCAUGCAUACUUCUGGGCGGUCGGGUAGCCAAGUGAUUAAAGAGUUCG